AUGGCGACCGCUGGCGGAGUGGAGGAGGCGGCGGAGCUGUCGGCGCUGCUGGACGCGGGCGACGCCGCCGUCGUGACGCUGGUGGCGGGCGGCACGCGGCUGGCGGCGCACCGCGCCGUGCUCGCCGCCAGGAGCCCCGUGUUCGCCGCCCUGCUGAGCCGCGCCGGCGCCGCCGCCGGCCAGGUGGAGGUGCGCGGCGUGGCGGGCCCGCUGCUGCGCCAGCUGCUCGCCGGCCUGUACACGCUGCGCGCGCCGCGCCAGCCCGGCGCCGCCCUGCAGCUGCUGGAGGCCGCCGACAGGUACGGCGUGACGCAGCUGGCGGCCGACUGCGAGCGGCUGGCGGCGGCGCAGCUGCGCGUCGAGACGGCGGCGGCGGCGGCCGUGCUGGCCGUGACGCGGCGCUACGCCGGGCUGGCGCGCGCCGCCGUCGCCUUCCUCAGGGCGCACGUCUCGCGCGUCGUGGGCACGCGCGGCUGGGCCGACGCCAUGCGCACGCAGCCCGACGCCCUCAUCGAGGUGAUCCGGCGGCUGGCCGACACGCCGGAUGAACCCAGUGCGCCAGCCGCCGAGGACAGCGGGCCCGCCGCAGCCGUCGCCGCCCGUCGUCGCCCGCGGAGGGACCGCGUCUGGACUACCGCCGCCCCCGCCCCGCCCCCGCCUGCCCGCCGCUCUUCGCCGCCCGACGGCGACGCGGUGCCUCGCAAACGUGUGGCGGCCGCAGCAGGCAGCAGUCCCACGACCGGCCCUCUCUCGCAGCCACUCAGCGACCACAGUCAGACUCCCACUACAGCUACACAUAACGUGGCCGCCGACAGCACUCCCCCACCUGAUGACGCAGCAGUCUCCCCCAUGCGUGUGGCAGCCGCAGCUUGCAGCAGUCCCACGCCCAGCCCUCCCUCCCAGCCACACAGCGACCACAGCCGGACUCCCACUACAGCUGCACUGAACAUGGCCGCCGACAGCACUCCCACACCUGAUGACGCUGCAAUCUCCCACAUCCGUGUGGCAGCCGCAGCAGGCAGCAGUCCCACGCCCAGCCCUCUCUCGCAGCCACACAGUGAUCACAGCCGGACUCCCACUACAGCUGCACAUAACGUGGCCGCCGACAGCACUCCCACACCUGAUGACGUCGCAAUCUGCCACAUCCGUGUGGCAGCCGCAGCAGGCAGCAGUCCCACGCCCGGCCCUCUCUCGCAGCCACUCAGCGACCACAGCCGGACUCCCACUACAGCUACACAUAACGUGGCCGCCGACAGCACUCCACCACCUGGAGAGGCAGCAGUCUCCCCCAUGUGUGUGGCAGCCGCAGCAGGCAGCAGUCCCACACCCAGCCCUCCCUCGCAGCCACACAGCGACCACAGCCGGACUCCCACUACAGCUACACUGGACGUGGCCACCGACAGCACUCCCCCGCCUGAUGACACAGCAGUCUCUCUCAUGUGGAGUCUCCCUGGAGAGGAGAAGAACCAGAGGCUGAUCCAGGCGGCUCAGGAGGGCGCAGCCAGUCAGCUGCGUUCACUGCUGGCGGCCGGGGCGGACGUGGGGGCGAGGGAUGGGGACAUGAUGACCGCCCUGCACUGGGCAGCACUCGGGGGAUACGAGGAGGCAGUCGCGUGUCUGCUGCAGGCCGGUGCAGAGGUCGAUGCCAGGAACAACACGCAGGGCACACCUCUGCACUUUGCAGCGUUCUUCGACCACGCACCUGUGGUGCGGCAGCUGGCGGCGUCCUGUGCUGACCCGAACGCCAGGAGCAAUCACGGGGUGACCCCACUGCAUUUGGUGGCAUUCAAUGGCCACGUAGAGGCGGCGGCGGCACUCCUGGAGGCAGGGGCCGACAGAAGGGCCAGGACCAGCGACGGGGAGACGCCGCUGGACGCCGCCAGGCAGAACAACCACCGUCAGCUGAUAGACAUGCUAAGAUGGAGCUAGAGUGAUAUAAAAGUGUUUCACUACACGACUUCUCAUUGCUUUCAUAGUAAAGAAUACAAGAAAGUUAAUUCUGCUUAUUCUGUGUGCCCAUGUCCAUGCAGUAUAACUACUCCAUUAACAUAGUGAGAUGUGACUCAUUAUUAGAGAACUACAGCUUAGCAAAUCCUGACAGGGCAAACCAUGUUAUGGAAUUUCAGUCGUGAGCCUAGAUUGACUAGUUUUGUACUUUUUUUCUUUUCAGAUAUGUAAUGUAAAAAAUUUGGACAAUGAACGAUGCAGAAAGGCUCUUGUAAAUGAAUCAUGCGUGCCAGCCUUGCAUAAAUUAUUAAAUGGCGAUAGGUACAACAUUGAAACUACUUUAUUUAAAUGAGUAUGUCUGUACUUAAAUUGGUGAAUGACUGAGAAGAUGAAACUGCUACGUUAUUUGAUUCUGAAA
Molecule: messenger RNA, 2365 nt
Organism: Schistocerca americana (American grasshopper)
Lineage: Eukaryota; Metazoa; Arthropoda; Insecta; Orthoptera; Acrididae
Product: cortactin-binding protein 2-like
Exons: 8
Coding region: 1-1929 (642 amino acids)
Cellular component (GO): cytoplasm; nucleus
Molecular function (GO): protein binding
Source: RefSeq, a predicted model, not a curated record